AUGAAUGGACGUGCACCAAAACGUCCACGAGAGCCUGCGCCCGGUGAUUGUUGUGGGAGCGGAUGCUCAAGGUGUGUAUGGGAUGUUUAUUUCGACGAACUUGCAAGUUACGAGGAAUACGUUAGGGAUUUGAAGGCGCAUGGUGUAGAGUUGGACGAGGAUGAAGAGGAGGAAACGGGGUCGUCGUCGGAUGAGGACAACGGCGAAGCACACGAUUUCGUGGGCUCUGUUGUGAUUAAGUACAUAGAUGCUCCUACGAAUGAAGACAAGGUUAUAACACCGGCGGUAGCCUUGUCUAGCAUUUUGGGGCAUUUUUCACCCAUUCGUGAUGUUCGCCUGGUGCGAAGCAGCAGUUCCCAGUUAGUUAAGGACAAGCCUUCGCAGGAGGGUCAAGAACAGGCGGUGCAAAUCGUUGACGUCUUGUUAGAUAAUAGCUGUAGGUCGGAGGAGGCAAUGACCUCUGUUGUGCCGUUACCGGGAGAUGUGGUAGAGGUAUUUAUUCCCAACGACUAUGACAUGCAUAAUUCGGGAUAUUACGGAGAGGUAGAGAAGCUGUGCGAUCAUCUCAAGCUUAACCCAAAUCAAUGGUGUGAAAUCCACCGAUCUCCGUUUGUGCCUCCAACCCAUUUCCCUCCUUGGUUGCCGUUGCACUGCCCAAUUCAAAUUCGGAUGCUGCUUGCAUAUUUUGUUGAUAUUGGUAGUUGUGGUUACCUUCUGCGGCCAGCCUUUUUUCAGACUUUAUUGCGUCUCGCCGCGUCAAACCAGACUGCUCAGCCUCGGGCCACGACAGAAAGGGCGGUGGACUCCAUGAAACUACUAGAGAACUGUGCCUCGAAGGAGGUGGCGCCAUUCCUCUAUAGGAAGGUUAUGAAUGAGGGCUCGGCACUUUGCUAUCCACGGUUAAUUGACAUGUUAAAUGUUUUUCACUUUGUACAAAUUCCUCUUGCGCGGCUGCUGGAGGUAAGUGGACCGUUGCGUCCGCGACGGUUUAGUGUAACCGAUUACACAUUGGAUGAUUCUUCUGCGGUUGGACGACUACGUUCCGUACAGUUGUGUCUUCGGAGGGUUGAUGUGAGUAGCAUGACAGCUGACGACGCGGGGAGCGGCAAGGAAGAUGUGGCACGCACUCUUGCAAGACACUUGCGCGCUGCCGCCUUGCACUGCGAUACUUCAGACAGCAGUAACUGCAACAUGACAAGGCCAUGUUUUUUCAAAGGCCAUGUUUCACACCCGCUGUGUACGUUUGCUUCACAACCACAUUCUCUUCCCAUGUAUGUGGGCACGAAAUUGUUUGGUACUACCCUCUUCGCGAGAAGCUUGAACGCGGCCACGCUGCCGUUUAGGACACCAGUGGCGGUGUCGGCGACACUUCCAUUACUGAUCUUCGUUGGAGCUGGAACAGGCAUAGCCCCUUUUGUAGGUGCCAUUAACCAGCUUAUGCGUCACCGUCGAAGUGCCGUGGAAUUGGGGACUCGGCUCCCCAAUUGUUGGGUGGUAUACGGUGCAAGGACCUUUGCAGAGCUAGUAUACCACCGUGAGCUGCAGGAGGCCUUGAGGUUAAACGCCAUCUCCCGUUACGAUGUGGCACUUUCGCGUUCCAGCAGCGAGGGGUAUCCCAAGUACGUCACGGACGUGUUGGAUUUCCAUGCGGAGGAGCUUCGCCGUGCCAUUCUCGAGAACAACGCCCGGUUGUUCGCCUGUGGACCGGCGGCAGCCCUGAAGUCGUUGCGAGGAAGGCUGGCAAAUCAUAUUUUGCGCCUUAACGACGAUGACGAGAGUGUUAGAGAACAACGUUUGUUGCUCUUGGAAAAAACAGGUCAGGUUAUGUUUGACGUUUGGGCGAAGGUAAACAUUUUUGAGUAA
This is a messenger RNA of Trypanosoma conorhini, 1863 nucleotides long. RefSeq names its product putative oxidoreductase-like protein. Gene Ontology annotation, molecular function: flavin adenine dinucleotide binding; FMN binding; NADPH-hemoprotein reductase activity. The transcript has a single exon. Gene Ontology annotation, cellular component: cytosol. The record is from RefSeq and is a predicted model, not a curated record. Bases 1 to 1863 code for a protein of 620 amino acids. NCBI's taxonomy places the organism in Eukaryota, Euglenozoa, Kinetoplastea, Trypanosomatida, Trypanosomatidae.